AUGGCAGAAGGUCGCAGAAUAAUCAGUCCCAUAAUGCCCACUACCUCCCUUGCCCACAUAGCACCAGGUCCUCCCGACCCCUUGGGCGGCAAAAAAAGCAACCGUAUCACCCGAGUAUCAACCAGCGAUGGUUCCUCCAUUACGGAGAUGCUUGACGGUAAAGGGAAAAGAUUUAAAAUUGACGUCGAGAAUCCCAGCUACUAUGCUGCUACCCCCAAAGCACCUCCCCGUCCACCCAUCGCUCGUCCUGAUCCUGAUAAAUUGGAAAGUAAAAAAAGGACGGAGAUGGAACGAAGACAAUUUGCUCCGCUGACCGCUGAUUGGUUUGUGAGGAUCGUCGAACAGGUGUAUAGAGUGGAUGAAGAGAGAUGGGGUAAGUGGGCGGUCGAUUUGGACAAGAUGAAGUUGUUGCGGAGUGAUUUUAGGUUUCUGAUGAAGAUUCUUGAUACCGACCCUACUAAUGAUAAUGAUGAUGAUCAAGAAUUGGCUCAUGUGCCGAUGACUAUUGUUGACCUGUACAUUUAUCUGGUCUGUGAAUACAGAAACAGAGCAAUUGCCAGGACGCUCGAAGGGGGCGACCUAGCCGGUAACAAUCCAACCAAACAGAAGAUCAGCUGCAUCUUGAUCGACUCUCAAAUAUUGUACUGGGAUCCAAAGAGGGGUAGGUAUGUGGAUCGUGUAGAUGAUGAAGGAAAUGUCACAAGGAUGUUUCUGCACCAAAACCUUCCCUUGGCUUGGGCAAAGGCCGAGGAGGCAUUAGCGCGAUAUGAUGAUGAAACUCUGCACAAUCUCGACUAUCUGUUGAUUCCAUAUGAAUAUAAGGGCGCGCAUACAGUUCUGAUAGGGAUAGCGCCAAAACAAAAAUUCUGCUUUCAUAUCGACAACUCCGGAACCAUGGUUCCCAGAUAUCUGGAACGCGAUUGGAAGGUGGAAGUUGCCCACCACCACACAUUCCAUAUGAAUUUACUUGAAGCUAUUGUAUACUCAAGGUUUCAUAAGGGAGUAUUCGAUACUGUCGAGCUUCCAUUGUACGGACAAUGGGAAUACCGGACGGACCAUAGAGCUGAAGCUAGUCGAACAACAGAUAACAGUCCUAACGUGUCGCGACAGCAAGAUGCACAUAAUUGCGGAAAGAGGCCAAGGGUCGCGGCGGAAUUUCUCAAUGGUGGAUUCAACAAACCAUUUGAUUACCCAAUGUUUAAGAUCCCGACGAAAUUGCAAGAAAUCGCCAUAGAUCCAUCUUAUAAGCAUAACCUGAGACCAGAUCCUCCUCCAUUCGUUAGUGGAGGGAUAGAAGACCCGGACGAAAAGGAAACGGAAGAGAUGGGGGACGAAGAUGACGACGAAGACGAGGUUGGAGGAGAGGGUGGAGGAGAGGGUGAGGGAGAAGAUGGGGCGGAAUCCAGCCAAGCAGGAGCACGAACCAAAGUCAAAAAGACCAAUACGGAUAAAAAGGUCAAAUGGUCUGGCCAAAAUGCUUUAGACCCAGACCCAUUUGAUCCAAAUCCACCGGAACCUGGAUCUACAGCUGACGAGAGACCAAAAACCCACGGUUCUCGCAUCCGAGAUGUAAUAGUAGAACUGAGUGCAAGAUGGCAGCCAUAG
Messenger RNA from Sclerotinia sclerotiorum 1980 UF-70, 1605 nucleotides. RefSeq lists its product with no specific name. NCBI's taxonomy places the organism in Eukaryota, Fungi, Ascomycota, Leotiomycetes, Helotiales, Sclerotiniaceae. The coding region runs from base 1 to 1605 and encodes 534 amino acids. The transcript is spliced from 4 exons. The record is from RefSeq and is a predicted model, not a curated record.